AUGAUCAGAUUAAUUACGGAUAGACGAUUAACACAGAGAAUUAUUGCAGAUUCACUUAAUGUUAUUCCAAUAGCCACAUCGGGUGAUGUGCCGAAGGCGAGAAGUCUUCAUACACAUAUCAACACCGGAACGAGUCUUUUUGUUUUCGGCGGUAAAUUUGACAAUCCCGAAGAUAAACUAGAUGGAAACAUUUAUAUGCUCGACAUAGGUUCAAAGUAUAUUUGGAGUAAACCAACAAUUACAGGAAAUCUUCCUGCCGGAAGAUAUGGUCAUACGUCUACAGCAAUUGGGACAAAAAUAUAUAUUUUUGGUGGUCGAAAUGAUGAAAAAUAUUUAAAUGAUUUAAUUUCUUUUGAUUUUAAGAGUUUCAAAUCAAUUAAGAAAAAAAGUAAAUUGAAAUUUACUUUAGGUAAAGGAAAUAAUAAUUCAUCUGAAUGGAAUUUUAUUGUUCCAGCAAAUUCUCCACCACCUGCAAGGAGUGGACAUAUUUCUUGUAAUUGUGAUGAUAAAAUAUAUAUAUUUGGUGGGAGUGAUGGAGAAAAAUAUUACAAUGAUACAUGGUGUUAUGAUAUAAAAGAAAAUACAUGGACAGAGUUAUCUUGUACAGGUUAUAUACCAGCUCCACGAGAGUUACACAGCGCAACAAUUAUAAAUGAUGUUAUAUAUUCUUUUGGCGGAAGGACAAAAGAAGGAAAUGUAAUUAAGGAAUUAGGAGAUUUGUGCGCUUUUCGAAUAUCAAAUUUAAGAUGGUACAAGUUCCCAAAUCUUGGUCCAUCACCAAGUCCUCGGUAUAGUCUUAAUAUGACGGCGUCUCAUGAUAAAAUAUGUGUCUUUGGUGGUGAUUGUUCUCAACCACCAAAAAUAGACGAAGAUGGGAUAAUACAUAUUUUAGAUACUUAUCGAGGUCCUUCAGCAAUAGUUUCGCCACCACCAACGUCACAACCAAAAGUCAUAACCAGCAAAAUAAUUACACAAACAGGCAGAGAAACAUCCUUCCCACAGAGACCAACUUCUCCUUCAAAAGGAAAGGCACUCGAAAAUGUUCAAUUUUUUCAACAAGAAUAUUCGCCUACUGAUUCUGAAAUUAGUUCAUAUGAAUUGCAAACAAUAAAUGUAGCUCAAUUACAACAGCAACAAGAAUAUCUAUCAUCAAGGGAAAUAAUUCGUAAGAACUUCAUAGAUAAAAUAGAUAAAGGAGAUCUCAAUAAUAAUAAUUUGACAGGAUAUAAUAAUAAAUCUUCGUUACCAUUACCUAUAAAGUCAAAAAUUAACAUUAGUGCUUGGGCAAACCCUAUACAGGAUAUGUCAAUUAAACGAGAUUUUUUUGAGGUUCAAAAUUCAAUUCCGGAAGAUUCAAUAAUGACCACAAAUGAAAAUCCUAAUAGGCGAAUUUUUCUCGAUAAUCAACUAAGAAUUUCACAUCGACGAACAAAUUCACAAGAAUUAUCAAUCUCAUCAACACCAAGGGCUUUAGCACCCAGGAGAAUCUCAGUUGAUAAUAGGCCUACACCACAUGAAUUAUCAUUAGGACCUUCACAUAGACAGUUUCCUAUCAGAAGAGCUUCUGCAGAUAAUUAUAAAACAACCAAACAAAUAACAGGAUUUCCUUCGGGACGAACUUCUUGCGAUAAUCAAAGGACAAUUACAACAAUUAUUGAGUCUCCCUCGAGGGCAACUUUUGCUGAUGAUACAAAAUUGAUUACAUCAACAAUCAAAUCUCCUUCGAAAAUAACUGUUAAUAAUCAAAAAACUACCUUGAUUGAUAAUCAAAGAACAAUUACUCCAAUAAUGGAAUCACCCUCGAAUAAAAUUUUAGUCGAUAAAGAAAGUACAGUCACUCCUAUAAUGGAAUCUCUCUCGAAUUCAACUUUAGUUGAUAAGGAAAAGACAAUUACACCAAUAACGGAAUCUCCCUCGAACACAACUAUAGUUGAUAAUCAGAAGUCAAUUACGGAGUCUCCCUCGAACCCAAACACAACAUUUAUUGAUAAUGAAAGAAUAAUUACGCCAAUAACGGAACCUCCUUCUCAAACUCCAGUAGUGGAAACUUCCUCGACUACAACUUUAGUUGAUAAUGAAAGAACAAUCACACCAAUUGUAGAAUCUCCCACCGAAACAACAUGGACAACUUUGGUUGGUAAUCAAAGAACAACAAUGCAGGCAACGGAAGUUAAUUCAUUGAAGAUUUCGGUUGAUAAUCAAAUAAUAGGUUCACAUUUUGGAGAACAUCCUUCGACAAUAUCUGUUGAAAGUCAAAAAACCACACAAACAACCGAGAUGCCUUCAAGGCAAAUCUCUCAUGAUAGUAAAAUGGAUUUGCCGAUAAUAGGAUUUCCUUCAACCACCAUCGCCUCGAUUAAUAAUACACCCAAUAUCAUACCAACGUCGAGAGCGUCGGCUUUGCCAGUAUCGUCAGUAAUUUCUGAACAAAAAGAACUAGUUACUAGUGAAGCUACAAGAAAUACGACAAUUGACGUUAGUGAAAAUAAGACUGAGAAAGUUAAAAACAUACCAAGUAAGAGAAAUAAUAGUUCAACUACUACGAUUUAUAAAUCUGAUAAGCGAAGUUCAUCAGAUUCUUUGACAUCAUCAUCGUCAAACCAAAGCAAUCAUUCAUUAUCAAGUCGUCGGAAUGGAAAAGAAACUCGUCCACGUGGUGCUAGACCCAUGGGUGCCAGUAGACCAAAUAAUAGUUCUCCAUUACACAUGAGAACAGAUUCCGAUCAAUUAAAUCGGGAUAGUUUGAUAAAAUUACAAGAAUCAUUGACACAUUCACCUAGUAAUGGUAUAAAUACUCCGGAUAAUUCAUCAGUUGCUUCAUUGCGAAGUGGGAAUUCUGUUUAUAAUGAUGAUGAAAGUACUCGAGUACGGUCGUCAUCACAGCCGAAAUCAUCAAAUUCUUCUAUCUCGGAUGUUAAACCUAAUAAUGAUAGUGGGAAUGAAAAAUCACAACAUGAAAGUGAAAGUGACGGUUCAGUAUAUGAAAACGAAGAUAUAAUGACAACAUCGUCAAAUACGAAUGAUAGUUUUAUUAUUCAAACAUCUAAAUUAGAUGUCACCGAAGAUGUCUCAGAUAUACCUCAUCUUAAAAUGGAUGAUGAAAAUUUAAAGCAGGAAUUUGAACAACAUCAGUCAAAUAUAAAAGAAUUUAAACAACGAGAAUCAUGGUUUAAAGCUGAACUGGAUUCGGCACGUAAAUCAGGAUUUACACCUGAUCUGUAUGAUGAUGGGAACAAAGAGGAUGGUGGUGCAACGGAAGAAGUCGAAAAAAUGUUAAUUAAUGAAGAUGAUGAUGAGGUAUACAAUGCAGAACAAAGGAGAGUUAUGGAAUCGAUCAUCCAAAUUCAACAAAGGUUAUUGAAGGCAAAAGCAAAGAUAUCAAAUCAGGCACAGGUCGUAUCACAAAAACUUUCAUCAACAGAACGAGCAAGAUCGGCAGCGGUGCAUGAGGCAACGUAUUUUAGGACGAAAUUAGAUACUUUGGUCAAAUUGUCUGAAUCCAAAUUUUCUAACGUUGAACUUGGUCAAACAAAAGAGUUGGAAAAGCAAUUGAUUAAGACAUUAACGGAAAAUAAAAUGUUAGAAGAUCAAUAUCUUGAAUUUUAUCAAUCAUCAAAUUUAGAAAAAUCCACAAAAAAAUCGGUUAAUGAUCAAAUACAAAUUGAUAUAUCAAGAGCCGAAAGUGCCGAAAAAGCAAGAGAGAGAGUUUUAGCCAAAUUAGCCGCCUUAAGGUUAAAAGCUGCCACAUCCGAAUCACAAUUAGAAAAAUCAAAUAAGCAAUUAGAAAAGGUCAAUAAUGAAAUAGAAUUAUUUAGGAAAGAAAAAUCCAAUGAUAGAGUAAAAAUAAAUAAUUUACACUCGAAUUUAGAGCAUCAUCAUCAAGUAUUUGAACAAGUUAGUAAUGCAGUAUUGAUAGCCAAUGAAAGAGCUGAAGAAGCCGAAAAAUUAUGGAAACAAUCUAGAAAUGAUAUUUUUAAAUUAGAAAAGGAAGUGGUAGGAUUAAAAAUGGAACUGGAAAAUAAAACGAGAGAAUUGGAUCACGCUGUUGACAGAGUAGAUGAAGUAGAAAGAUUAUUAGGUAAAGUACAAAAAGAAGGUUCGGUGGUUAGAAAUCUGAUGCAAGAAGGUAUGACUGAAUUAUUAAAUAUUAGUUGGUGGGAUAAGGUUAGUAAUAGUGUUUGGGAAAAUGCUAAAAUUAGAAGACUAGAAGAAGAAUUAGCUCUUCUUAAAAGUUCCAAAGACGAUGACAAUUAUUUAAAAUUAUAUGAAUAA
Funneliformis mosseae is the source of this 4272-nucleotide messenger RNA. The record is from the annotation of a GenBank genome assembly. Lineage: Eukaryota; Fungi; Glomeromycota; Glomeromycetes; Glomerales; Glomeraceae.